Messenger RNA from Musa acuminata AAA Group (dessert banana), 1210 nucleotides. RefSeq names its product NAC domain-containing protein 7-like. Bases 251 to 1210 code for a protein of 319 amino acids. Gene Ontology annotation, molecular function: DNA binding. The transcript is spliced from 4 exons. The record is from RefSeq and is a predicted model, not a curated record. Gene Ontology annotation, biological process: regulation of DNA-templated transcription. NCBI's taxonomy places the organism in Eukaryota, Viridiplantae, Streptophyta, Magnoliopsida, Zingiberales, Musaceae.
GCUACGUCUCCUCUUCUUUUCAAGUGUAUAUACUUGGUACAUUAGAGCACUCCUCUUCGCUUUGUUGCCCUCACAAAUCAAUCUCGUUAUAUCCUUAGAUUCAAGAAACUGAUGGAAAAAAGGGACAUGUAUACAUGAAAUGAUCUGGACAUGGAUGUAUAUAGUAGGCCGGUAACCUCCAUCUAGACAUUCUAUUAUGACAUGAAUUAAGUGCAAAAAGAUGUCUUUGUAGGAUAAUAGGAUCGUAAAUAUGCGGACAUGUCUUUUCAUUCUUUACAUUCCUCGGGAUUUAUAUAGUGGUGGGAAGGUUGUUGAAAGUGCAAGAGCUCUCAAGGAAGAUUUACUUUUAGACUGCCUCUCCUCCGUUUCCGUUCUCUGCCUCUCUCCCUCUGUAGCGGGCACGCGAGUACUUGAAAAGCUAUCCUCUGCUAUCUAUUCCUCGACCACUGCUCUCAGCUGCCUCCUAUCUUUCCUCCCCUUGCGAUCGGAUCAUUUGGCGUACCAGCAAUUGUCUUUAUUGUUUUGGUGUGUUUCAGGUGGUGCCAAGGUAGGUUUUGUGUUUGUUUUUGUGAUCCCCUCCAGCAUAAAAGCGAAGGAGAACAAAAGAUCCAGAUCUUGCAUACUGGGAUCUUACGGACGACAACAAGAAGAGAAACCGAUUCAGGUGAUAUCAACAGGAGAUACUUCGACUAUGAACGACGACAUCUCCUGUGUUCCUCCGGGUUUCCGGUUCCACCCCACCGAUGAAGAACUGGUAGGCUACUACCUGAGAAAGAAAGUGGCUGCAAGAAAGAUCGAUUUGGACGUAAUAAAAGACGUCGAUUUAUACAAGAUCGAACCUUGGGAUCUUGAAGAGAUAUGUAAGAUCGGAGCAGAAGAGCAGACUGAGUGGCACUUCUUUAGCCACAAAGACAAGAAGUAUCCGACUGGAACUCGAACGAAUCGAGCAACAGCAGCUGGAUUCUGGAAAGCUACGGGAAGAGACAAGCCGAUCUACUCCGUGCGUCGCUUGAUCGGGAUGAGAAAGACCUUGGUCUAUUACAAGGGUCGAGCACCGAACGGGCAGAAGUCGGAUUGGAUCAUGCAUGAAUACCGGCUGGAGACGAACGAAGAUGGAACUCCACAGGCAAGCAUUUCCUUUUUGUGCUUCGCGAUCUCUCACGGCAAAGAUUUUAAGUUCCAGCAUACGUUACGUGCAUUUUCUUUGUGA